AUCACUAGUUUGUAGCCGUCUACGCCCCGCGCCGUAGAAAAUGGAAUUUCGUGUAAAAUAGAAUGAGCGACAUAUUUCUCUUUUUCGCUAGCUAGUUGGAUGCUGGUUCCACGCCGCAGAUAAUUUGGUUCGAUCUUGCUCAUCCUCGCAAAGGCAGAAAAGGGAAACGUGGCCCUAAUUUGGAGGAAUUCUAUUUUGCCACCCACCAAAUCGAAUCAUAAUGAGGAGGGUUUACAAGGGCUCAAUACUGCUAAUCUGUCUUGCUGUUGUCGAAUUUACGAGGUGUGCCGAUGCCGAGCCUCUCGGUGAUGCCAAGGACCACGAUCCCGUCGAUGACGACGAACGAGGCUCGUCAAUCAGGGAUGGCGUAAAUUAUCCAGUGUUACAGCGCCCUAACAAUAUGUUAGCCGAAUUGGAAGAGGACAGCGAGUUACAGGAGAAACAAGAUUCACCCGGCGACGCUUUCUUGGAAUUGGGCGGUCUUCGUCAAGCGGAAGAAGAAUAUGCUAUGAUGGUCGAGAUGGGUACUAACGAGAAUGGUUUCAGGCAUGGCAGAAACAGGAGGAGUUUUGGCACUAGGUUUAAAUGGUCCAAUGCAACAAUACCGUAUGUCAUCACGUCAGGCGUAUCUGACUCGCUUCGAAAGACAAUCAACGAGACCAUGGAGUACAUAUCGAACGUCUCAUGUGUUCAAUUUAUAGAAUACAAUCCUUCAUCAACGCCUGCACUUCUUGGACAUGACUCCAGAGCGUCUUUCCAGCAGGAUCCCCUCGUUUCCUGUUCAUCCUAUAUUGGGAAUGCUCCUUCUCUUCUCGAACAACCGGUUGAUGUCAAUGAUGGCUGUGAUAGCUUCGGUGAAUUGUAUCGCAUUUUGACUUUCCUGGUGGGUUUUGUUAAUGAAGAACAAAGGAGUGAUCGAGACAUGUACGUUACAAUACAUUCGGAGAAUGCACCCCCGGGAGUAUUCACUAAAAGAGAAGGUGUUGACUACUCUACAUUCGAUAUUCCCUACGACUAUUCAUCAAUCAUGCAUAGUCCCAGUAAUGCUUAUUCGCAAACAGAGGCGCUAACCAUAACUACUAUAGAUCCCUUGGAUAUGCCGUAUUUGGGCCAGCGGGUAGCUCCUACGUUUUAUGACUUGAAGAAGUUGAAUGCCGCUUACUGCCAGGAUACCAUCGAAACAGACUGUUCAAGUGUGAAUCCAUGCCUGAACGAAGGAUAUCAACAAGGGGAUUGUACCUGCGCUUGUAAGCCGGGGUAUACAGGUUCCAAAUGCGGAGAUGAGAUCCCAAAUUUUGAGUCACGUUGCAUACAGAGGUUUACAAUAGAUGACGGGAUGAUGGGUUCUAUCUCCUCACCGAAUUUCCCCGCCAAGUACGACCCUAAUGUGAUAUGCCAAUACAUUAUUACGGGGCCAGUUGGAUCGACGAUGAGCGUAAGUUUUACUGAUUUCAGACUGCAUUCGCCGGGAACAGCUUGUGACACAGAUUACCUUCAAAUCUUCUUGGCCAAUACUACCUAUGUGGCUGAUUUCACAUUUUGCGGCACAAAUAUCCCAGAGGCUAUCGCCAGCCCUAGCAACGAGAUCCGGUUCGUCUUUUCUUCAGAUUCUGCGACAGAGGACAAGGGAUUCUCUCUGAUGUACGCCUUCAACACCAGUGGGGUACCCCGCGAGGAGGUUUGCAACGCGACAUUGACCGAGUCUAGCGGUGAGCUAAGCUACUCCGCCAGCGGAUCUACCACCAGUGCAUAUUGCACGUAUGACAUCAUCGCACCUGAAAGUCAACGGAUCGCCCUGACCGUGGAUUCAAUCAAGGUCCAGAACUCGUUCUGCUGCGUCAACAGAAUGGAGAUCCACUUGGGAGAUGGUAACGGGAACCCAAUCAAAGUUUGCGACGAAACCGUCAUUUCAAAAGAAAUCAUCUCUGUGGAUAAUAAGAUGCAAAUCGUGUUUGCCUUGGAGAAUUCUUCAAGCUCUGCCAGUUUCAGUGUGUCCUACCGCGCGGUAGAAAUUACCGCUGGUCCAUCGGACCCUGGUGUAAAUUUCGACUGCGAACGAACAGUGGAGGAGGAUCGAGGUUACAUUCAAUCGCCGCGUUACCCCAUGACGUAUCCAAAGAUGACGUGCUGUGAGUAUGAGAUCAUCGCUUCGCCAGGCCUGCACGUCGAGCUUACAUUCCAGAAAAGAUUUCUGAUUGAAGAAGAAGACACCUUAACCAUAGCUUUUGGCGGAUCGAUGUUAGUCAGAAUCGUUCUAACUGGCAACGCUGCUCCGAAGGGAUCUUACAUCUCACUCUCCGAUCGGAUGAGAAUUAAUUUCGAAUCACACAAUAGCUGGUUUUACGGCAUUGGAUUCCGAGCGUUCUUCAAGAGUGUUUCCGUCGAUAUCCCAGCUGCACCAUCACCAGCUACUACGAUUAUGUCAAUUUCGUCGCCUAGUACCGGCCCGACCGGACCGACCGGCCCGACCGGACCGACCGGACUGACCGGCCCGACCGGACCGACCGGCCAAGUCCAAGCAUAAAAUAACCCAAAAUAAAUUGCAACAAAAACGAUUUUUUUUCCAGCAUUUAUCUUUUAACGGUAUCAAAAUAACACACAUCAAAAGUAUUUAGGAAAAUCGAAGCUUUGGAACAAUGUCUGAUUGGCAUGAAUAAAAAAAUGGCCGCUCGGUUUGGCAUUAUUUUGACUGUAUUUCAUUCUCAGACCCCUAUAAACAUAAUUUCAGCGUAUAUAGUAUAUAUACCAGUGUUUUCAGGGUUGAAUAAUAUAAUUAUUGACAGUAUAAGCUGUGGAACCAUGUCUAAUUUGCAUAAAUUAAAAAUGGCCGCGGUUUGACUUGAUUUCAUCAUCUGUGUCUCCUGUCUACAUGAUUGUUGCGUGUUUAACUUAUAGUUUUUAGGGUUGAAUAAUAUAAUUAUUGACAAUAUUUGAUCCCACAAUUACAUAUCGAAAGUACCGGAAAACUACGCUGUUGAACAAUGUCUAAUUUGCAUAAAUUCAAAAUGGCCACCGUUUGAUACUACAUUUGUUUUUGGUUUUCUUUUUUACUGUAUUUCAUCAUUUGAGACUCCCACAAAAUUGAUGUAUAUGAACAUACAUUUUCUGCAUCUAUACCUAAAUUUUCAGGGUUGAGGAAGAUAAUUAAGAACAGCAUUUUAUCCCUUAAUUUCAUAUCGCAAGUAUAUAGGAAAAAUUGAAGCUGUGGAACAAUUUCUAAUUUGUUUGAAUUGAAAAGGCCACCGUAUAUGGUAUCAACCUGUAUUAAUCAUCUGGGAUCCCUAAAGACAUAAUUUUAGCAGGUAUACCUAUAUUUUCAGAGUUGAAGGAUGUAAUUAGUGACAGCUUUUGGCUCCAACAGUUAUCGAUAAUAUAGAUUAAUCGAAACUGUGGUACACUAUAUGUCUUAAGUAUUUGCAUUAAUUUUUUUCAAAAUGGCCAUAAUUUUGCAUGGUUUUGAAUUUAUUUCAUCAUCUGAGACUCCUACCAACAUAAUUUCAGAAGGUAUACCUAUAUAUUCAGGGUUGAAGAAUAUAAUUAUUUACAUGAUUUUGAUUAUAUACAA
This is a messenger RNA of Lytechinus variegatus (green sea urchin), 3565 nucleotides long. Its product is annotated as protein SpAN-like. Bases 221 to 2524 code for a protein of 767 amino acids. Gene Ontology annotation, molecular function: zinc ion binding; metalloendopeptidase activity. NCBI's taxonomy places the organism in Eukaryota, Metazoa, Echinodermata, Echinoidea, Temnopleuroida, Toxopneustidae. The record is from RefSeq and is a predicted model, not a curated record. The transcript is spliced from 10 exons. Gene Ontology annotation, biological process: proteolysis.